Messenger RNA from Dujonia railenensis, 1167 nucleotides. The record is from the annotation of a GenBank genome assembly. NCBI's taxonomy places the organism in Eukaryota, Fungi, Ascomycota, Pichiomycetes, Serinales, Debaryomycetaceae.
AUGUCAAGAGCCCAAAGGAGGACAUCAUCAAAAUCAGGAUCCUUCUACGAGAAGGACGAAAAGACUCAAAGGGAAGCUUCCUUGGACAAUGAACAUGACCUCGAGAUGCUCAUGGACCGUCCAAAAAGUAACAAGAAGAACAAGCUUAUUUAUACACUUUUACUAAUUGCAUUUUCCUUUGUCAUUGGUGGUUCUAUAGUGAGAGCCCUUUAUUUUUCGACAUCACCUUCAUCAUCCACCUCAACAAAGACUGGAUCCUUUCUAUCAUCUACGUCUAAGUUUUCGAAUAUCGAAAAAUUUCAAAAGGACCAAGAGGAUUUAUUAAAUAAGGUGUUAGAAGGAAGUGGUGAAGCAAACCACAUUUCAUCGCCUUCUUCGCAAAAGGUCAAUGUGUACCAGGGACCAGAUGUUGAAGGUGAAAAUGCCAAAUGGUUUUUCCAAAAAAUCUUCGAAUAUUUGACCAAUUCAAAUGAUGAUAGGCCGCUGAAUAAAUAUAUAAACAAAGACACUCCAAUUAUCGACACCCUGAGUUUGCUCGAAGACGAAAUCAGUAGAAUGAAACAGGUCGGAGUAGCGGUUAAGGAAAACGUAGCAGAAAAGGAGGGAGACAAGGCUGACUCUGUCAAUGCAGGCGCCGCUAUUGUUAAUGCUGCACAAAAAAUCGAAAGUGUACCUAGCCCCAAAGUGAAAUCUUCACCAAUAUCCUCUGUUUCUUCAGGUUCACUGCACGAUUCCAGUAGCUUGGUAAACGCCCAAUCAGACCUUAAGGAAAUUCUUUCUGUAUCUCCGUUGACAAUUAUUUUGAACGAUGACCCACAAGUUUCAUCGAAAGCAGCUAAGGCGAUGGAAAAGCAAAUCCAAACCAUCAUAUCUGGUAUAAGAAUCACCCCUCAACCUACAAUGGUCAACUUGAUCAGACAUCCUCAUUACAAGCAAAUUAUAGAGUAUUUAAAGACUUACCAAACUCAUGUUAAGGAUUCUACUAGUUCCGAAUCCGAUGAGAUGAAGACUGAUGAAGUCAUUGAGGUUGCAAUAGACGAGGUACCUGCUUUGUUUAUAGGCGGAGAGCCAGUUGCAAAUUAUGGCGAAAUCAUUGAUAUGUAUAAUAAGAAGGAAUUGACUUCAUUUUUAAGGAAAACAGGUAAAGGCUUAAUAUCUGUUGAAUAA